Messenger RNA from Arabis nemorensis, 3081 nucleotides. NCBI's taxonomy places the organism in Eukaryota, Viridiplantae, Streptophyta, Magnoliopsida, Brassicales, Brassicaceae. The record is from the annotation of a GenBank genome assembly.
AUGUCGAUCGUUUUCUCGAAAUUUCUUCUGCUCUUCACCGUCAUCACAAGCUACCUCGCAACUCUAACAACAUCGGUCACUUCACCAACUCUUCAUGGAGAUGAAUUGAAUGCGCUAAAGGAGAUAGCUACUACACUUGGUAUCAAGGGACUGAACCUAAGCUAUGGAGACCCUUGUAAUAUAAGAACUCUAAAGAUCACACAAAAAGUUGAUUUUGUUCAUAAUACGGAUAUCAACAAUACCAUUCUUUGCGAUUGUAGCUUCAACAACAACACGAUAUGUCAUAUUACAGAAAUAUUUCUCAAGACAAUGGGUCUUCCUGGGAAACUUCCGCCUCAGUUGGUCAAGCUUCCAUAUCUCCGGUCGAUUGAUUUGUGCAGGAACUAUCUCUCGGGCACAAUCCCAACGGAGUGGGCUUCACUGCCAAACCUCACUUACAUUUCUCUUUGUGCGAAUAAUUUGUCUGGGAAAUUACCAAUUGGGUUACAAAAAUUUAAGAAUCUGACAUUCCUAGGGCUCGAAGCCAACCGUUUCUCUGGUACGAUUCCUGAUGGGCUUGGUAGCUUGACUAGCCUAAUAGGAUUGGAACUUGCGUCCAAUCAAUUUACAGGAAUCCUUCCUACCACUCUCUCUAGACUCGUAAACCUUGAAAGAGUAAGGAUAUGUGACAAUAACUUUACUGGAACCAUCCCAGGAUAUAUUGGCAACUGGUCUCGCCUUGAAAAGCUACAUCUAUAUGCAAGUGGACUGAAAGGACCUAUUCCUGAUGCAGUCACCCGCCUAGAAAAUCUUACUGAACUGAGUAUUAGUGAUACGACUGGGAUAAAUUCCUUUCCGAUUAUAUCUAGCAAAGUCAUCAAACACCUGAUUUUGAGGAAUGUGAAUUUGUCUGGUCCAAUUCCUUCUUACAUCUGGAAUUUGACAUCCCUAAAGACUCUGGAUUUAUCAUUUAACAACUUAACCGGUGAAGUUCAAGGAGGACAAAAGACUCCAACAUUUACCUAUUUGACUGGCAAUAUGCUUUCUGGUUACAUUGAAUCUGGCGCUUUACUCAACAGUAUACCUAAUAUUGAUCUCUCUUACAACAAUUUCUCAUGGUCGCCUAGCUGCCAGGAAAAGAGUAACAUUAACACAUACAAUAGCUCGUAUUUGAAGAAGAAUUUAACUGGGCUUCUUCCAUGCGCUGGUUCAAUCAACUGCAAGAACUAUGAGCGAUCACUACACAUAAACUGUGGUGGAGAAAGUGUAAAUGUUACAAACUCCUGGGGUAAAAUAACAUAUCAAGCUGAUAACAGUCAAACUGACGCUGCAACAAAUAAGGUCUUGGAAAACUGGGGAAUCAGUAACACAGGUUCUUUUACCGACGAUGCAAGUGAUCAUGAUAUGUACUUUGUUUCAGCAGCACCGGGAGAUCUUUAUGACCUUGAUAAGAAUACACGUCGAUCUGGAGUUUCUCCUGAUCUUUAUAAGACUGCACGUCGAUCUGCUCUCUCUCUAACUUACUAUGCAUUCUGCUUGGAAAAUGGACUGUACAAUGUGACACUCCAUUUUAUGGAGAUUCAGUUUUCAGAAAAAGAAUUAUACCAUCAUGUCGGUAGGCGCAUAUUUGAUGUCUACGUUCAGGGAGUAUUGUUCUUGAAGGAUUUUAAUAUUAAAGAGGAGGCGAAUGGGACUCUAACUUCUCUUGUGAAAGAAAAAAAAGCUGUUAAUGUGACCGAUCAUAUGUUAGAGAUUCGGUUGUAUUGGGCUGGGAAAGGGACAACACUCAUUCCCCAAAGAGGAAAUUAUGGUCCUCUUAUCUCUGCAAUCUCCUUGUGUCACCACAGUCUGGAGCCACAAUGUGGAGCGGAGAAAAUAAAACAUCACACAAAUUAUCCCCUAAUUUUUGGAGCAACUGGUGCUUUGAUAACAAUUAUUCUCGUGGCUUUGGGAAUAUAUGCAUGCAGAGGAGACAAGAACAGCAGAGAAAGAGAUCUGAGAGCCCAGGGUCUGCAAACUGUUUGCUUUACAUGGAAGCAACUGCAAGUUGCAACAAACAAUUUUGAUCAAGCCAACAAACUUGGAGAAGGAGGUUUCGGAUCCGUAUUCAGAGGAGAGCUGCCUGAUGGAACUAUCAUAGCAGUCAAGCAGCUAUCUUCCAAAUCAUGCCAAGGCAACCGCGAAUUUGUGAACGAGAUAGGCAUGAUUUCAGGUCUGAAUCAUCCAAACCUUGUGAAGCUUUAUGGAUGCUGUGUCGAAAAGAAUCAGUUGCUGCUCGUGUAUGAGUACAUGGAAAAUAACUCCCUUGCUCUUGCGCUUUAUGGAAAGAGUUCCUCAAAAUUAGACUGGGUUGCGAGACAAAAAAUCUGUGUUGGAAUCGCAAGAGGGCUUGAAUUCCUUCACGAAGGAUCCAUGAUCAGGAUGGUCCACCGUGACAUAAAAACCACUAAUGUGCUUCUAGAUGCUGACCUUAAUGCAAAGAUAUCUGACUUUGGUUUGGCUAGGCUCCAUGAAGAAGAACACAGUCACAUUAGCACCAGAAUUGCAGGAACCAUCGGAUAUAUGGCUCCGGAAUAUGCACUAUGGGGUCAGUUGACAGAGAAAGCAGACGUGUACAGCUUCGGGGUUGUGGCAAUGGAAAUUGUUAGUGGGAAGAGUAAUAUGAAACAGAAGGGAAGUGCUGAUCACUUCUCGCUUAUUAAUUGGGCGCUGACCCUGCAACAGACAGGGGACAUAAUGGAGAUCGUAGAUCCAAUGCUCGAAGGUGAUUUCAACAGCAAAGAAGCAGUAAGGAUGAUAAAAGUUGCUCUUGUUUGCACAAACUCAUCUCCUUCCUUAAGGCCGACAAUGUCAGAGGUUGUGCAAAUGCUCGAGGGAGAGCUGGAUAUAACACAGGUUAUGUCAGAUCCUGGUUUAUAUGGACACGACUUGAGCAUCUCAAAGCUGAGGGACAAUGAUACACAUGGUAGCUCGAGCACGUCUGGUGUGACCGAUCAAACAACGACAUCGAAAUCCUCGGUUUCUGGUAAUGAUCUCUACCCAUUAUACCCAGAAUCCGCGAUCCUAUUCUCCACAGUAGAAUCUUCUUCCUCGUCACUGUAA